AUGUCUACUCAUCAGAAAAUUGAUCGCGAUUCUGGCAACGCAAUAACAAACGCUUUAUCAUUUUUCGAAACUCCCCACACAAAUGUCAGUAUUAGCAACUCCUCAUUUAUUGAAUUACUCACACUCAACCCUGUAAAUAUCACCCCCUUUCAUUUCAAAAUUCAUGCGACUACAAAUUAUAUUGAUCUGGCCAAAACUUAUGUUUUCACUGAACUUAGGAUUAAAAAAGAAGACAAGGAUGGGAAACUUGUUGAUAUAGGAAGGGAUGAUAAUGUAUCGGCAGUGCAACUUAUAGGUCAUACACUUUGGAAAAAUUGCCGUAUGCAUAUUAAUGGAACUCAGGUUUUUGAAGGGAACUCCCUCAUGGCAUACAAAAGUAUUUUUGACUACGAACUAACCUACCCACAAAGUGUGAAGAACUCUUAUCUUUCUGUAGCGGGAUAUUAUGAUGAUGGAGCCACACAAACAUACCCAGGUGUUGAUGCAAAUGGAUAUGGAGUUAAAUCAAGGAAAAGAUUAUUCUUAGACGAAGAUGGAAAUCCGCGCAGUGCACAAUUUAUGGCCAAAUUGGAUGUUGAUAUUUGUAAUCAACCAAGAUAUUUAGUAAACCAGUGUGAAGUUGAUAUUGAACUACUACCCAAUGAAUCAAGUUUCCUGCUUAGUGCGCCCUGGGACACUGCCCCAAAAUAUCAUCUAGAAAUUCUGGCUUGCAAAUUAUAUGUAAAGAAGAUUGAGUUGAUGGACAGCCUAGCCUUUGAUAUUGCAAAAAAACUUGAAAUAAAGCCCGCGAGAUACCCGAUAAGAAAAACAUCUCUGAAAUCUUUAUUCAUCAGUGAAAAUAGAACAGAAUUUAAUGCUAACCUAUGGAUGGAUCAGGUGCCUCGAAGAAUUAUACUGGGAAUGGUUGAUAAUAAAGAUUUUGUAGGACGACAAAAAACAACUCCAUUUUAUUUCCAACAUUUUAAUUUGAGAGAUAUUUCCAUUACUGCUGGGGGAGUGACAUUUCCAGCAGCCCCUUAUUCCCUUGAUUUUCCGAAAGGAAACUAUGCCAGAAUUUAUCAUGACAUGCAAGAAGCAAUAGGGUACGCGGGAUCACUAGAAAGUAACGGUAUAUCAAUGUUUCGUUAUGCAUAUGCAGGAUAUUGCUUCUUCGUAUUUAACCUUACAAAUAGCCAGGAAGAUAACGGCCCAGAGAUGUUUGAUUUAAUAAAGAAUGGUACAACAAGUAUACGGAUGACCUUCAACGAACCUGUUCCUAGUGGUGGGAUUGUACUAGUAGCCAUGGGCGAAAUCGAUUCGCUGCUUAUGUUAGAUAGGAACAGAACUAUUUCUACAGAUAUUUCAGUAUAA
Molecule: messenger RNA, 1350 nt
Organism: Meloidogyne enterolobii
Lineage: Eukaryota; Metazoa; Nematoda; Chromadorea; Rhabditida; Meloidogynidae
Source: the annotation of a GenBank genome assembly